AUGCAACUGGCCCCGUGGGAGGGCUCGCAAGCGGCCGGCCGCCGCGGCGGCGGCGCCACCAGCCCGACGCACAGGCUCAGGGUCCUCGCAGAUCAAGGCGACGCCGUUGAGGCGCAGCUGUCCGACUUCCGCCGCCGCGCCGGGGCCCAGCGCCGCGCGGCGGCGGCGGAGCUCGAGACCCUCCAAGGCUGCCUGCCGCGCUACGGCAGCGGCGCCGGUGCCGGCGCUGCAGGGCCCCUGGGGCUGCCGCCUGACUUUGGCGUGGCGGCCCCUGCAGACUACCGCGUAGGGUAUGCAACACUCACGGCCGACGCCAGCUAUCACACCUUUCGGGCGUCUGGUCCGCCCGCAGGCGCCGCGGCCGCCGCGGGCGACGACGCGGCGCUGCGGGCGCUGCAGCUGCGGCGCGCGGCGGCGGUGGCCGACUUUGACGCGGGGCGCGAGGAGGCGGCGGCGGGCUCGCCGCGGGGUCUGCAUUCGGGGCCGCAGCGGCAGCACUGGCAGCAGCAGGAGCCGCAGCAGCCGAGAAGCGGCGGCUUGGCCGAGCGGGACGCGGCACCGCAGCAGCCGCGGGCGCAACAGCUGUUGCGUGCGCCCCCAUCGGAUGACUCGCGCCCUUGGACGCCAAUCGAGGCAUCCAAGGAUGAGGCAGCUGGGUUCAAAAACCACGAGGAGCAGCAGUGGCAGCAGCAGCAACAGCAGCCGCACCAGGAGCAGCAGCACCAUGGGCAGCGACAGCAGCACCAGCAGCAGGCAGGGCACCAGCGGCCAAGCAGAGGGGAGCAGCUGAGCCUUGAAGAGAUGGUAGGGCCCGAGGUUGGCAGUGACGGCAACGUCAGCAGCGGCGGCAGCAGCAGCAGCAGCAGCAGCAGCAGGAGCGUUCGGGCCGGCAUCCGUGCGGGCGGCGCCAUGAGCGGCGACGGCGGAAGCAGUGGCAGUCGCAUGAGCAGGCACGGCGGCAUUGGCGGGCGGGGCAGUGGCAGAGGCAGCGGGGAUGAGGAGGAGGAGGAGGGGUUAACCUCAAGGAUAGCUGGGCCAGAGUCUUUUGGCGAUGCUGAGGAGUCAGUGGCCCAACAAGGCGCGGCGGAGGACAAGGAGGAGGAGGAAGAGGAGGAGAAGGAGGAAGAGGCCUCUGCCCAACUUGACGGCGUGGGCGGCAUGAUAGAGCCAAGGGGCAGAGACAGCAGUGCUCGGAUGGUGGGAGCGGGCGUGCACUUUCCGGGCAAGGAAGCCAGCAAUGCCGCAGCCGCAGGCAGCGCCGAGGCGCACGCGGCAGUGGCGGCACAAUUCACCCCUCGCGCCGGCGGCGAGGGCGGCCGUGGGGGCGCGCCGCCGGCCACGCAUAUGGGCGGCCUGCAGUCGCCUGGCAGCAGUUUCGGGGGCUCUGCAGCAGGCGCGGCCGCCCGCGGCGGCAGCGGCGGCGCGGGCACGGGCGGCGGCUUCCCUGCGGCGGCCGCCGAUGCCGGCGGCGGCGCGGGCGGCAGCGAGGGCGGCGGGUCCUGCAGCGGCGGCGGCAGCGACGCGGGCGACAGCGGGGACGAGAUGGAGGCGUUUGCGGCUGCGAUGCGCGGGCUGGCCCCACAGCGCGGCGGCGGCGACGCUAGCAGCGACGGCGAAGGAAGCGUGUUUUGA
This is a messenger RNA of Monoraphidium neglectum, 1632 nucleotides long. RefSeq lists its product as hypothetical. The coding region runs from base 1 to 1632 and encodes 543 amino acids. The record is from RefSeq and is a predicted model, not a curated record. NCBI's taxonomy places the organism in Eukaryota, Viridiplantae, Chlorophyta, Chlorophyceae, Sphaeropleales, Selenastraceae. The transcript has a single exon.